CCUGUUAACUCAAUUGAAGCACGCUACUAUGCUUUUAACAGUGUAAGAAAUGAGUACUAUCGUCAUGUUCAUGGGAAUCCUUCGUCACCCCUACUCAAUCUCUCCGAUCCAGAGGUUCAAGCGGAAAUGAAGUCCAUUAUUGCCUUCUGGAAAGAGGAGCUUGGGAUUAGUGGAGUUUUUAUCAUUAACUCCACCAACAUUCUCAGCGAGAUGGCAGCUCCACUUACCUCCAUUCUGGCCUCAGGUAUCGACAACAACACAGAUGCCUUCACUUGGUUUGCCGAUGAUCCCAUUGCUGACAAGCUGCUCACAGGCAAACCACUCUGCUACUAUGAACUGAUCAGUAAUGAACGCAUUACGACUCGCACAGAAGAUAUGAAUGCUCAACUUUAUUCCAUUCUCCCUGAAAUCAAGCAACGAUCGUGUUCGCCAGUUUGGCGCCUUACACAACGUUCUGCUGAUUUUACGGACUACUUUUCACUUCAAAAAUUCGCUGCAUUUCUGCCGGGACUCAGUAUAAUGAGAGCAGGAGAAGAAGUUCAAUUAAUGACAGGAGCGACGGAGCUUAUCCAAUGGGAUUCCACGAAUCCAGCGGACUUCAAGACAUACUGGCCAAUAAACGUGUUGCCCGACGAGACAGCGAAACAGCGAUUGGAGGAGUGGGAGCGGUAUGGCAAGAAAACAGUGGGAGUGGCAGGUACGAUAUUCAACACUGGUUGGGAAAAUAGUGAAGUUCGAAUCAUGUCGAUACCCAGGACAGAGAACCUCUUCGUGGUGCAACGGGUCUACUUGUCCAGUGCGGCCCGCUUUGCUACCUUCUUCGUUAGCUUCCAAGCACUGAAUGCUUUCACUAACCUGGUUGAGGUUGUGGCCACUCCUGAUGGCAGUACAGUCGUCGACCUUAUCUACGAAGGGAGAGGCAUAUUGCAUGGCAGUCAGCUGCGUCUGGGAUGGAUCUAUCUGGUCAACAAUGACGUUUUUAUUACAUUAUCAUGA
Molecule: messenger RNA, 996 nt
Organism: Hydatigera taeniaeformis
Lineage: Eukaryota; Metazoa; Platyhelminthes; Cestoda; Cyclophyllidea; Taeniidae
Source: the annotation of a GenBank genome assembly